UACAGUGCGCGACUGGCUGUGGUUUUUUGCGGUUUCGGCGCUUUCACCAAAUUUUUUUGGAUUGUCAUUUUUUUCUGGCUUUCCUUUAGUUCACUUUUUCCAUUCUUAGUUGAACUUGAGGAAAGCCAGCAGCUACUGAGGGGCCCCUUGGGGUACUCGGCCUUGGGCCGGACCCUCUGUCCGAACCUUUUGGUUCUUUUACCAUCUUCUGAUAAGAUCUUUUUUAAAGAUUUCCAUCGCUCAUUAGAAUGGCGUCGUUUGAGAUGCUCUACGCCAUUUUAGAUGACUUCAGGGCGGACUCUGAUGAUUUUGAAGCCCUUGCAUCCUAUUAUGAACAUCACUACAGGCGCCGGUACGGAAAGAUUGUGGACCUAGAACACUUUCUCAUAAUGUACAUGGUGGAUCCGAGAGUUACAGAUAAGAGGAACAUCCCGGACUAUCUGGCAAUGAUCCACUUUAUGGAACAACUAGAAGAGUUAGAAAGGGAAUACCGCGUCCUCUGCACCGAACGGUUGCUGACUCCUUACACACCAGAAGAGCGACUGUUACGGUGGGAGUAUUUAGAGAUCCUGCGACUUCAGAACACCGUCAGAUCUCUUCUUCUGCCCAUUAUUUUAAACAUCUGGGAGAAGGAGAAGGAACUGCUUAAAGCUGCCAGGACCAGGGAACAACAACGACCUCCUGCUGCAGAGGACUUAAUAGCCACUCAAAAAAAGCCUCCUGCUGCAGAGGAGAUAGAGCCUCCUGCUGCAGAGGAGGAAAUAACACCUCAAAUAGAACCUCCUACUGCAGAGGAGGUAAUCACAUCUAAAAUAGAGCCUCCUGCUACAGAGGAGGUAAUAACAUCUCAAAUUGAACCUCCUACUGCAGAGGAGGAAAUAACACCUCAAAUUGAACCUCCUACUGCAGAGGAGGUAAUCACAUCUAAAAUAGAGCCUCCUGCUACAGAGGAGGUAAUAACAUCUCAAAUUGAACCUCCUACUGCAGAAGAGGUUAUCACAUCUAAAAUAGAGCCUCCUGCUACAGAGGAGGUAAUAACAUCUCAAAUUGAACCUCCUACUGCAGAGGAGGUCAUUUCCACUGAAGAACCUCUAGGCACCGAGAAGAUAAUAAACAUCAGAGAGCCUCAAUUUGCAGAGGAGGAAAUAAAUGAGCAAGAGGAGCCUCCAGCUGUGGAGAGACUAACCCGGGGCAGACGGGUACGCCGCGCCAUCGCUAGAAGGUUGCAGAGGAUUUCGCACUCCGCCAGAAGAAUUCUCAGGGGGAUCUGCUGCCAUCAACCUCCCCCUGCUCCCUAAUUCCCUACCCUGCACAUCAUUACACAAGCAUCCACCCACUUGUAAGAAGGUGAAAAUUGUGUGUUAAUUUGUA
Messenger RNA from Xenopus tropicalis (tropical clawed frog), 1371 nucleotides. Its product is annotated as glutenin, low molecular weight subunit. The transcript has 11 exons. The record is from RefSeq and is a predicted model, not a curated record. Bases 249 to 1298 code for a protein of 349 amino acids. NCBI's taxonomy places the organism in Eukaryota, Metazoa, Chordata, Amphibia, Anura, Pipidae.